Nelumbo nucifera (sacred lotus) is the source of this 700-nucleotide messenger RNA. RefSeq names its product TonB-dependent heme receptor A. The record is from RefSeq and is a predicted model, not a curated record. Lineage: Eukaryota; Viridiplantae; Streptophyta; Magnoliopsida; Proteales; Nelumbonaceae.
AGGGCUUCGGAGUCUGACCAAGAAGGGCCGGAAACUGUGGCGUCUCCGUUACAUAAGGUAAGCAGAGAUCCCAGGCUUAGUACUCACGGACUCAUUGCUAGGGCUAAAGGAGCUAGCAAUUGAGCGAACAAGAACAACCGAGUUAGGGAGCUUUCGCCGUUCUCUGGUUUUUUCUCGUCAAUAGCUAUGGCUUUGAACAAUGGAUUGAGAUCCGGCCUGAAGGUGUUGAUGUCCUCUGAAUCUAUUGUUUCAAGAUCAGUUAGAAGCUUUCACUCAACUGGGGUGAAGAGGAUGGGGGGAGGACAUGGCCAUGGUCAUGAUGAGGCAUAUUAUCUUCAUGCAAAACACAUGUAUAACUUGGACAGGAUGAAACAUCAGAAAUUGAAGAUGACUUUGGGCGUGUUCACUGCAUUCAGUAUCGGUGUGGCUGUUCCAAUUUAUGCUGUCAUUUUCCAGCAAAAGAAGACUGCCUCUGCUUGAUUUCUUAUGUUUGUUGGUGGUAAUAAAAGAGACAGUACUUUAUAAACUCUAGUAUCAGUUUUCUCUGUUUCAGGCUUAACAAUCCUUUGGCACUGAAAAUGCCUUUUUGUCCUCUUGAUUGUUUUUAUUCCCUUAAUUUUGAAUACUGCCUUGUCGUAUGCCAUUUAUGCAACAGUAGAUCUUUGGUUUAGCAGUUCGAAUAAACAACUCUUGGGCUGAA